AUGGAUGAAAUUGUAUUAUUCAUAGAUGAAUUAAAAUCAUCAGCAACUGUACCUAUAUGUAGAAUAUGCCAUGAAGAAGAAUUUGAAAGCUGUAAAUCCAUGGAAGCUCCCUGUGCUUGUUCUGGAACUGUCAAGUUUGCACACAGAGAUUGCAUACAGAGAUGGUGCAAUGAAAAGGGUAACACAAUUUGUGAAAUUUGUUUACAGAAAUUUGAACCAGAAUAUACAGCUCCACCCAAGAAACCACAGUUAAUCGAUUCAACAGUGACCAUAAGGGGAAGCUUGGAAGUUCCAAGAAGAGAGCCAGAACAAGAAAAUGCAGUACAAAUUCUUGAGUCUGAAUGUGCCUCAGCUGCUGAUACAACUGCUUCUUGGUGCAGAUCAGUGGCUGUAAUUUUUACGGUACUACUUCUGAUAAGAUAUUUGUUGGUAGUUCUUACGGGUGGAACAGGGGAUUAUCCAUUUUCACUUCUUACUUUACUUAUUGUCAAGGCUGGUGGUGUACUUCUUCCCAUGUACAUUUUGAUUCGGAUGAUCACAACAAUUCAAAGCAGCAUAAGGCAUCAAUAUCAGAAUUCUGAUAAUGAUAUGUGGAUCUCUGAUGAAGAUGACAAUGAAGAUGUAGAGCAGCAUGACAUUGUGAUACAAAACUAG
Fraxinus pennsylvanica is the source of this 654-nucleotide messenger RNA. The record is from the annotation of a GenBank genome assembly. Lineage: Eukaryota; Viridiplantae; Streptophyta; Magnoliopsida; Lamiales; Oleaceae.